Mytilus trossulus (common blue mussel) is the source of this 1244-nucleotide messenger RNA. Its product is annotated as GPALPP motifs-containing protein 1-like. The transcript has 6 exons. The record is from RefSeq and is a predicted model, not a curated record. Lineage: Eukaryota; Metazoa; Mollusca; Bivalvia; Mytilida; Mytilidae. Bases 85 to 1164 code for a protein of 359 amino acids.
GGUAAAAAAUGAUUGGAUAAAAGUUUUCAGUUGACCAAUCAAAUAUUGUGACACAAAGACAACUUGGUUUGAUUUACAAGAUGGAUGCAAAGUGAAACUAGACCAGAGAAAGAGAUAUUCGAUCACAAUUUAGGAGAAAUGUCAGGCGGUGAAUAUGGUCCAGCUUUACCACCAGGAUUACAAAAGUCUGAAGACAGUGUAAGAGUAGCUGGACCUGAGCUGCCACCGCACCUGAGAAGAACUUCUAAAGAUGAAAUUGGACCAAUCUUCCCUCAGACAGUGGCAGGUCCUAUUGGACCUUCUUUACCUCCUCAUUUGAUGAAAGACCAAAUUAAUGACAAUGAUAUAAUUGGACCAGCAAUGCCACCACAGAUUAAUGAUUCUGAUAGUGACUCUUCAGAUGAAGAAUCAAUAGGUCCAAAACUACCUUUUCAACUUCAAAAUAAGGGAAAUACUCCAAAUAAAUCAUCAGUAAUUGGGCCUUGCUUGCCACCUCAUUUAACAUCCAAUACAUUACAGAGUGCUGGUCCUCAACAGAUUUUAAAGGGAAAUAACUCUGAUAUUGAAGAUGAUACUGAUGUUAUAGGACCAAUGCCAUCUGAAAUGUUAAGAGGAGAUGCCAGUAGAAGUACGGCAGCAGAAAUAGAAUCAAGAGCAAGACAAAUGAGGGACAGACUGGAAGGAAAGAAUAACACAGAAGAAACAAUUUCUCGAGAAUCCUGGAUGACAGAGCUACCAUCUGCUGAGCUAAAUCGGAGUUUAGGUUUACAGGCUCGUACCUUCAGAGCUAAAGCUGGACCAGAUCUGUCAGAUAGAUCAGGAUGGACUGAUACUCCAGCAGACAGGGAAAAGAAAGCAAAAGAAGAAGCAAGCCGAAAACGUCCACAUGAAGAUGUAAGACAGUCAGAUAGUGAUAAACAGAGGUCUAAAGAAAUAAAAAAAUAUAAUAAGUCAAACAGGCCAGAGUCAUUGUUAGAAUUGCAUCAAAAAGAAUUAAAGAAGAACAAGAAAAAGACUGAGGACAAACCAACAGAAAGAAGACCAUUUGACAGAGAAGCAGAUCUACAAGUGAAUAAAUUUGAUGAUGCACAGAGAAAAGCUAUCAUUAAAAAAUCACAGAAAUUAGACAGUAGAUUUUCUCAAGGUGGCUCACAAUUUUUAUGAAAACUUUCACAGAAAACAAUUCUUUUUAUAAUGAUAUUGAAUACACAUUAAAUUAUUUAUAAAUAAGACUGAGAAAAUUA